AUGCAGGAGAUCAUGCGUGGAUUUGUCACUUCUCCAGAUGGGGAACCCCUGGACUGGUCCUCCCUUGAUCCGCAGCGACUGCGUGUCUUCUGUCGGACGAGGGGCAUGGAGUGCAUACAGGAUACACUUACAGAUCACAGAUCCAGCUGCCGUCUGCCGCUGGCAAUUGCUCAAGUGCGCAGCCGAGAUUUGUCUGACACUGAGCAGCAUUCCGACCAACCAUGGGAGAAGAUGGAGCCAGCCGGCGGUUCCUGUGCCAGAUCGGCUGACCCGCGGCUGGUUCCAGGGAACGGCGUCUGUCUUCACCGUCUCGUCUGCCCCUCAGUCUCUGUCUUGUCACUGCUUUAUUCUCCUGCUUAUUCUCCUGCUUAUUCUCCCGCCGCAGAGUCGUCCAGGCCCGCAGGAACUCUUCAAUAUCGCCUCCGAUUUAUUCAACUUUAUUCUACCGCGCUGCCGGGGCCCAGCAACAGAAUGUCCAACCCCAAACCCUUGUCCUCCGGAGAUCAGUCCGGGCUUCCAGAUGAUGUAUGGAAUAUAUGA
Molecule: messenger RNA, 540 nt
Organism: Aspergillus versicolor CBS 583.65
Lineage: Eukaryota; Fungi; Ascomycota; Eurotiomycetes; Eurotiales; Aspergillaceae
Exons: 1
Coding region: 1-540 (179 amino acids)
Source: RefSeq, a predicted model, not a curated record